UGUCUUCCUUCCGCCUCCCAAACAAGAGUAUUCUUUUCCUUUUCUUGUCUUCCUUACCUCCACAUAUUUUCCACUCUCCCAAACAAAGUGGAGCAGACCAGACCAAAGGCUCCGUCAUUCCCUUUUGCGGCUAUCCUAUCCUAAACUUGACAUUCUAACCUUUCACUCGCCGGAUAAAAUGGAGGAUUCCCUUCGCAGUUCCGGCAACUUGUCCCGCAAGGUCAUCUCCGUGGCCGCCGGCGAAGCUCACACUCUUGCCCUAACAGGAGAUGGGUACGUGUAUUCGUGGGGAAGAGGAAUGUUUGGGCGACUCGGGACCGGUUCGGAAUCGGAUGAGCUUUCCCCAGUUCGAGUCAAGUGUGAAACUUGCAAUGAAUCUGAAGAGAAAAGGCUCAAGUUUGUGGGAAUUGCUGCUGGUGCUUAUCACAGUAUGGCUCUUGCAGAUGAUGGAUCAGUUUGGUGCUGGGGUUAUAACACCUAUGGCCAACUUGGUAUGAAUGGAGAGAAUGCUGUGGUGCCUCACUUGAUGGAGCAGUUUCUAAGUCCAAGCAGUUUUGAUUCUGUAACAAAUGAGUCGGAAACAAAGAGGAAAGUGCCAUUAAAGGUUUGUUCUGUUAAAGCUGGAGGAAUGAUGUCUCUGGCAAUUGACAAUCUUGGGAUGCUAUGGAUGUGGGGCAAUUGCCCACAGCAAAGCGGCAGUUGUGAGAGUGGUUUCUCCCUAGUGAGCAGUUUCACUCCAAUUCCUGUUUGGGAUUUCCAUGGCCACGCUGUUGUGAAAGUGGCAUGUGGAAAUGAACAUGUUGUAGCGUUGGUUAGUGUUGGAGAAACACAUAAAGGUGAACAUCUAGUAUGCUACACUUGGGGAAAAAAUGACCAUGGCCAGUUGGGUUUGGGCGAUAAAGAGAACAGAAUUCAUCCUGAAAUUGUUGAAACAUUUAACCAGGACUCUCCCUGGGCUGUUUAUGAGGUGGCAUGUGGUGCAUUUCAUACUGCUUUGCUCACUCGCAAAAAGAGACCCAAUGACAAAUUAGAAAAUACAUGCUGGACAUUUGGCCUGGGUGAAAAUGGACAGCUUGGUCAUGGAACCACUCAAAGUGCAUUGAAACCUGAACGUGUAAAUGAAUUGCCCCAGGAUGCAUACCUGAUCUCUGUUGAUUGUGGUUUAUUUCAUACUAGUGUUGUUUCAUCAGCUGGAGAUUUGUGGUCAUGGGGAAUGGUGAAAGGGCUUGGCCUCUGCCCAGAUGCUACUUUUACCGGAACAGAUGCAGGGGAUGCUAUGUCACCCCUGCGAAUAAGAGGGCUGCAAGAACCUAGAUUUCAUGAUCCAAUUCAAAUUGUUUGUGGGGCAGCCCAUACUGUUCUUGUUGCAAGUGAUGGAUAUAAGCUUUGGUCCUGGGGAAGGGGAAGAAGUGGGGUCCUUGGAACUGGGAAGACGAUUGAUUUUGUUGCUCCCACUGUUGUGCUGUGGCCUCCAUUAACAGAUGAUUUCAAAGACCGAGAAUUGAACAAAGAUACUGAGGAGGAUAAUCUCGAAAACAAGGGAUCUGAAGAAGCUGCAGGAACGGAAAAAAGAUUGUCUUUGGCAAUGGAGGAAAUGAAGCUCCUCCAAUCAAAACUUUCUAUAAUGGAAAAAUAUGCUGGCAUACUUCAUAGUUCAAUUUUUGGUAAACCUUUUACAGAGGAAGAUAUUCCAAACUCGUUGAGAAACUCAGAUACUUUUGACAUUGCCAAAGAAUGGGAGGACAUGUUAGAAUCAGCAGAUCGCAGUAAGCUUAUUAGGUUGGAACUUUUCUACCGAAACAUGCUUGCAGGUGUCAAAGAUAAGCAGAUGAAAAGAAGGAUCCAAGAGAUCAUAAAGGAGUUUAUCCCUUCUUCAACCACCGAAAAUUAGUGCAAUAAGAAGUGGAAUGGUUUUUUGUAUAAAAUGGAUGAAUCAUCUGCUACACCUUAUCAUUAUGCUGUGUUUCAUCUGAAUCUUGUUCCUGUGUGAUCCCAGAAGAUUGACUAGUUCUUGUAACAACGUAAUAUAUACCUAUACCCAUGGAAAGGUGCACUAGAACAAUGGAAGCUGCUUCACGAAAGGCAAUAAUUAAUUCCCUUCUAUGUAUUCUAAUGGAGGAAAGGAAUAUAUGUGCGUCAGCAUUGUUAUUGCAGAAGCAAUAGUUUGCAAAGUCAAACUUUGUUCCUUACCCAGCAGGUAAGAAUUACAUGAUUUUGAAAGUUCCAUCAAUUAAAAAGAAGAGUCUGCAGUUGUCUCCAGCAAUAGCGUUUAAAUUGAUUGUAAAAUCACUGGUGGUACUUGGAUUGGCACCAAUUUCAUAGAAGAAAAUGAAAAAAGUUUUUUUUUUUUUUU
Messenger RNA from Hevea brasiliensis (rubber tree), 2353 nucleotides. RefSeq names its product ultraviolet-B receptor UVR8. Lineage: Eukaryota; Viridiplantae; Streptophyta; Magnoliopsida; Malpighiales; Euphorbiaceae. Bases 179 to 1891 code for a protein of 570 amino acids. The record is from RefSeq and is a predicted model, not a curated record. The transcript has 5 exons.